GGUAAUCGGCAGCUUCCAAGCCAUGCCAUGCAUCAUCCAUCGUGUUGCGUGUUCAUUGUCCGAAGGGUUGUUUUUUUUUCAAUAAGAAGAAUACUAGCGACGCCUCUUCUUCCUUCUUUCCUACUUGUUUUCACAUCUUUAAAUGUUUUAACAUUUAUUACACUUUUCACCACACCUAAUAUUAACAUCCAAACCAUCCCCGCGUAGCUUUUACAUCCACAUCGCGCAAGCAGAGUACCAUACAUUACAACCCAACGUCACUUGGCGUCACAUAUUCUUGGCAAUCAGCCAUUCCCUUUUCGGACAAUUCCGAACGAACAAGCUACAAGCUACCACUACAUUCAGAAGCAACCGGAGCUGAGCUUUUCGCAACUUCAUAAAUUCACAUUUCUAGUUUCUAGUAUUGCGCAUCGUUCUGUCGCAACAUCAUCAAAUAUCUACACAUGGCACCACUUAUCGACCUAGUUAAUGCCCAAUUGGCAGGAUUGGAGAAGCGGGAUGGACCCUGCAGAGCUAAUGAGUACUAUCGAUACGGCAGGUGUUAUAGCUCCUGGUACUGGUAUGGUCGAUGGAUCUUCGCUGCCGUAGUCAUCGCUCUCCUCAUUGCCCUUCUCUUCGCCUGGGUAUGCAUCAACUCCCGUCGUCGUAAACGCCGCGGUCUCCAGCCCAUGUACGGUACGGGCUGGAUGGCUGGAAACAGUGGUCCGAACAACAACGCAGCAUAUUAUAACAACCCCCAGCCAGGCUACGCCAACCCCCCUCCGGCAUACGGAGCGCCGCCCGGCCAGUCCUUCCCGAUGCAAAAUCAAUAUACUGGCACCACCUUCUCGCCUAACGACGGCUACUACGGCCAGAACGAGGGCGUCCAGGCGCCCAGGAACGUCUACAAUAACGGGCACAAGGAUGACUACGCUCCUCCCGAGGGUCCCCCGCCCAAUAGAUAAACUGGUGGCGAAACCAGGUGCACGAGCAAUGUCAAUCGAAGAGCAAACGGAUCAGAUACGAAUCGGACAUACCCUUAUUGAGGCUGGUGGUUCAAGGCGUUAGAAAAGGUUCGGUUGAUUAAUUAUUUUCAGUGUUGGUAAUGAGGCGGUUGGUAAAGGGAGACGAGUAUUACGCCUAGAGCACUACAGAAUUUUCAUUUCGAAUGAAGAGGGACAUGCGUCUCAUUCUCUUGCAUUCGCCUAUGUGGGUUACUUUACUCAUACUUCGACUAUAAUGUCUGCUGAGAUUAGGAGGUUUAUGAGGUGCUUUAAUCUCAUGGUUACUACUAUUCAAGUAUGAUAGUUUGAUAUGAGAAAUACCUACUUCGUCUUAUGAAAA
This is a messenger RNA of Daldinia vernicosa, 1323 nucleotides long. Its product is annotated as chitin synthesis regulation, resistance to congo red-domain-containing protein. Gene Ontology annotation, biological process: vesicle-mediated transport. NCBI's taxonomy places the organism in Eukaryota, Fungi, Ascomycota, Sordariomycetes, Xylariales, Hypoxylaceae. The record is from RefSeq and is a predicted model, not a curated record. The transcript has 2 exons. The coding region runs from base 444 to 944 and encodes 166 amino acids. Gene Ontology annotation, cellular component: intracellular membrane-bounded organelle.